Molecule: messenger RNA, 1767 nt
Organism: Trichosurus vulpecula (common brushtail)
Lineage: Eukaryota; Metazoa; Chordata; Mammalia; Diprotodontia; Phalangeridae
Gene: PCED1A
Product: PC-esterase domain containing 1A
Exons: 9
Coding region: 170-1615 (481 amino acids)
Source: RefSeq, a predicted model, not a curated record
AGCAAAUAAUCUGCCCCGGAGAAUGGCGGCCCUCCCGGAUCUCCCCUCUCUUUCGCUCUGAUGCUAGAUAAGUAGGGGUGAGCAGCGGGCUGGGGCAUCCCAAGCACGUGGGGCACGGACUCUUCCGAGGGCUACGGACCGAGUGAAGCAGGAGCUCCAAGUCGGCACCAUGGUUCAUUUCUCGUCGUCAGAGGUCCGGCAGCUGCUGCACAACAAGUUUGUGGUUGUCCUGGGAGACUCCAUCCAGAGGGCUGUGUACAAGGACCUGGUACUUCUGUUGCAGAAAGACUCCCUACUGACAGAAGCCCAGCUCAAGGCCAAGGGCGAGCUGAGCUUCGAGCAGGACCGGCUGGUAGCAGGGGGACAGCUGGGUGAGCUACACAAUGGGACUCAUUAUCGCGAGGUCCGCCAGUUCCUGUCCAGUUCAGGCCACCACCUCCUACGAUUCUAUUUUCUCACCCGUGUCUACUCAGCUUAUGUGGAGGAUGUCUUGGCCGAGUUAGAGCAUGGGCCAUCUCCUGAUCUGGUUAUCAUAAACUCCUGCCUCUGGGACCUCUCCAGGUAUGGUGGUGAUGCCAUCAGAAGUUACCAGGAAAACUUGGAAUGUUUAUUUGAAAGAAUGGAACAAGUGCUGCCUGCCUCCUGCCUUCUAGUCUGGACCCUGGCCAUGCCACUGGGCGAACGCCUUACAGGAGGUUUUCUGCUGCCAGAGCUGCAGUCAGCGACGGGCUCUCUGCGUGCGGAUGUGUUGGAAGCAAACUUCUACUGUUCCAUGCUGGCAGAUGGGCACCGCUUCGAUGUGCUCGACCUGCAUUUCCACUUCCGACAUGCAGUUCAGCAUCGGCGUUUGGAUGGCAUCCACUGGGACCAGCAUGCCCACCGCCACGUCUCACAGCUGUUGCUGGCCCAUGUGGCUGAGGCCUGGGGGGUGGAGGCUCCCCGCCGGAGCAUCCCUUUUGGAGAGUGGAAUGAGGAGCAGUCGUCCCUAGAAUAUCCAGGCCAAAGGUCCAAGGGAACUUCAUUCUGGAGGCAUCCAGCCCAGCCAUCUGAGAGGACUUUGCCGCCCUGGAGACAUCUACCUCCAGCAGCCGAGGAACCUCAUUGUGGGAAUCACCAGUCACUGGAGUGGUCCUUCUUAGAGCAGCCAGUGCAUAGGGCUAAGGAGCCUGCAUCCCGGAGAUGUUCAUCUCAGAGGACUAAGAGGCCUCCUUCCUUUGAGCCAGUAGCUGGAGAGACUGAAAGGCCUCUGACCUGGCUGGAUAGGCAGCUCCAGCCCCAGUUCCAGCCUCCGGCCCAAUUCCUGCCUUUGCCCCUACAUUUACCCCUCCCUUCACCUCAAGUCCUUCCGCAAGACAGCUGCUUUUUCUCAGAUAAUCCUGUCCUGCCUGGCUACUCUCCCCUCAACUAUAUAGCCUUCGGUGAUCCUUUACCUCCUCAUGCCGCAUUGGAUUCCACACCUGGUCCCAGGCCUCUUGCCCAAUCUCUUCCUCACUAUGGACAGCGCCACAAUCUGGUAAUGCGACGUGUCCCGCGUCAUGUGCCUAAUGGUCCCUAUAGCCGCUCAAGGCAGGGAGGCCCCAGUAGACAGUGGUCCAGACCUGGCCAAACACAAUGAACGACCUCCUUCCUGCCCAAGGAUAUAGCUGGACAUACUGACUUCAUAGCCAUGGGCAGAUUGCCCUUCCUGUGGACAUAGCCAGAUGGAUUGAUUUUCACAAGUCUAUCUCCUGUUUUUUACCAAUAAAGAUAUGCCCUGCUGCUGGGGCA